GGAAUUUAACUACCCAUGCCUAUUUCGAAUUCAUAAAAUAAAAUCUGAUGAUUGACGGAAAGUGGAGUGAUAUAAAAACUAAAAAUAUUCACAAAGGAUAUGAAUUGGGUGCCUUAACACAAUGUUUUCCACUUGGACUUGGUCACUUGUGGUAGCUCUAGUAGCGGUGCUUUAUGUUGUCAACAGACAGAUUAAAGGGACUGCGGAUGUUAAUUGUCCAACGUUUUAUAUGAAUUCAACAUCUCUCCAUCCAGAUAUAUACCUAUCAGAAAUGGAUACAGUUGUUUCUAAUUACAACGGUAAUGCACAAAAUACAAUGACAGACGAAAAACAAUUGAAAAAAUUUAAAGGAGUAAUCGGAAAAGAUCAGAUAAGUACAGAAACAGAAACAAGAUUUGAAAUAGGAUUUUCAUUCCAAAUUAUUUCUGGCAUUGAGAAUAAAGAUGUCUUGCUUCAAGUAGGCGUGGCUAAUAAUGACGUUAUUGACCUACACCCGACUAUGGGUAAACAUCAAACCGCCUGGACGGUAUCAGCUGCUGGAUGCAGGAGUCAAUAUGUUUGUCUAAUUGCAGAGUCUGAUGGUGAAAUUUUGAAAUCGAUACCGAUAUCUGAAAAGAAAAUCAACUCAACUGUUUCCAAAAAAAUUAUCUACCAGUUAUUACCUGAUGAAAACACAGUGACUGUCUACAUCAAUACUUUUGCAAACAAAUUUAUUGAUUUCAAAAAUGUAGAAUUUACGAACGCUUUGAGGCUUGCUGUAGGUGUGUACAACCCAAAACUAGCGGUUACCUCCCUUACCAACAUUGGGACAAAUCACAUAGAGUUUGAUGUAUCAACAUUGCAUCGGACAGUCUUUAUCUCUGCGGAUAAUAACACGAUAUCAAAUAUAAAAUUUAACGACCAAUUUUCUCAAAGAAACUCGAGAGGCAAUCUUGUCAGCUACAGAGGAGUUCUUGGUGAUAUUCAGUUCAACAGGAAAUUUUUUACAGGCUUACCAGAAUAUUUUGAAGUGAAAGUAGAGGUCAACGUUAUGGCUUAUGAGAUUGGAGCACAGGAUCAUUUGUUUGAAAUAGGGUUUACUCAAAGACAGUUUGUCGACCAUGGAAAAUCUCUGCGAUCUUUGUCCAAUGCAUGGAUGAUUUGUGCAAGGAAAUGUUCAAGAAAUAAAAAUAUUUGUCUACAGACUUGGCAGUUUGGCAAAAUGCACAAGGAAGAAAUUCUUAUGCAUUCCUCAUUUUCUAAACGAUUAAAAGAAAUUAUUUAUCUUGGAUUUUCACUUCAUCUGACUACUGGUGAAUUGAUGGUUUUCAAAAGAUAUCCAAGAAAACUCAUUGAUACUUUGAGUAGUGUACCUUUCAGUAAAGGUGUUUAUCCUGUAUUUGGAAUUGGUAGUCAACAGCUAGUUUCCAUUGGUCUACGAAUGGGUGAAUCUAUUCCUCGAUUUAGUUUCUUUGGAUCUCAUUUUAAGAAACCAGUAUGUCGUCUAUAGUCUAUCA
Magallana angulata is the source of this 1496-nucleotide messenger RNA. RefSeq lists its product as uncharacterized. The transcript has 3 exons. Bases 122 to 1489 code for a protein of 455 amino acids. The record is from RefSeq and is a predicted model, not a curated record. NCBI's taxonomy places the organism in Eukaryota, Metazoa, Mollusca, Bivalvia, Ostreida, Ostreidae.